This is a messenger RNA of Diorhabda sublineata, 3132 nucleotides long. RefSeq names its product septin-7 (gene pnut). The transcript is spliced from 2 exons. Gene Ontology annotation, cellular component: microtubule cytoskeleton; cell division site; septin ring. The record is from RefSeq and is a predicted model, not a curated record. Gene Ontology annotation, biological process: cilium assembly; cytoskeleton-dependent cytokinesis. Gene Ontology annotation, molecular function: GTP binding; GTPase activity; molecular adaptor activity. NCBI's taxonomy places the organism in Eukaryota, Metazoa, Arthropoda, Insecta, Coleoptera, Chrysomelidae. Bases 355 to 2214 code for a protein of 619 amino acids.
CACAUCGAGUUUUAUAGUCUGCUCAAGCGCAUAAGGAAACGGCACAUUUUAACAACGAAAAGCGAAAUGGAUUGAACAUGAUUGUACCGAACUGACCUGUUUAUAAGUUGGCAUUGUAAUCAAUUGUGAAAUGAAGUAAACAAAGAAACACUGUGAAAUUUUUUAUUGGGAAUAAUGUGUAAAAUUUCGGGCGUGGCUAACCAGAUAAACAUUACUCAUCGCCGGUAAAAUUGACAGUUGAAGAAAGAAGGAACUAGUAAUAUAGUCAUCGAGACGCCGUUUUUAGUGCGGGAACUUGUUAGUGUUUGAUAAACAUGAUAAUUUGAACGACAUCGUUCAGUGUUUUUUCGCAACAUGAGUGCCAAUAAUGUUAAUGCUCAAGUCCCUACCACUCAAGCAACUGCCACAAUCAAAUCUAGACCAAACAUAAUGCCCAGUAGUUACAUGUACACAUCUAGUAGUGCUCUUUUGAAUCGCAGUUCGGAAAAUAAACCGACUCCUCCGCCUACACUUCCUAAAUAUACUUCGAGUUUUAACGCGGGUAGUGGUUUAACAAGAGAUAGAGAUAAGGACAGUACUGGUGGUUCCUAUAGGCUCUCUAGUCUCGAUCGAGUCGCGAUGAGGCAAAAAUUUAUGGAUCAGCAGAAUACUAACACAACAACUACCACCACCACUGCAGCAACAAAUGGUUCACCUCAAACUAACGGAAGUGGUGAUAAUAUGGCAUCGGCUACCACAAUCCAAAGCAAACGUGAAAUGUUUUUCACUUCAUCAGAAAACAAUUCUCAUUCCAUUUCAAGCACUUUGACAAAAGAUUCAAACAGACUGAAUAAAACUCCUUCACUGGAAAAACCAGUGGACACAUCUUUAAAAACAAUUUCACCAGAUUCUAACAGAGAUGAUACAAGUAAAGAAUCCACACCUGAAAUUAUCAAAGAACGUCCAAAGCCAAAGGAACUUGAUGGUUAUGUAGGUUUUGCUAACCUUCCAAAUCAAGUUUAUCGGAAAGCAGUUAAAAAAGGAUUUGAAUUUACACUGAUGGUUGUUGGUGAAUCAGGUCUUGGCAAGUCAACAUUAAUUAAUUCCAUAUUUUUAACUGAUAUAUAUAAUUCAGUUGAUUAUCCCGGUCCGACACAAAGACUUAAAAAAACAGUGGCAGUGGAAACAACAAAAGUGUUACUAAAAGAAAAUGGUGUGAAUCUUUUACUAACAGUAGUGGAUACUCCAGGAUUUGGUGAUGCUGUAGAUAAUAGUAAUUGUUGGACGCCAAUAAUUGAAUUUAUAGAAAGUAAAUAUGAAGACUAUUUGAAUUCCGAAGCAAGAGUUACCAGAAAAUCCAUGCCUGACCAAAGGGUUCAUUGCUGUUUAUACUUUAUUCAACCUUCAGGACAUGGCCUAAAAUCUCUAGAUAUAGAAUUCAUGAAAAGACUGUGUGACAAAGUCAACAUAAUUCCAGUUAUAGCCAAAGCUGAUACAUUAACAGCUGAUGAGUGUGCACUAUUUAAAAAGCAAAUUUUAAAUGAAAUUGCUCAGAAUAAAAUUAAGAUAUACGAAUUUCCAGAUACAUCCGAGGAAGAUGAAGAACAUAAGUUGAAUAAAUCUUUAAAGGAUAGAGUGCCAUUUGCUGUAGUAGGAGCGAACACUGUAAUAGAAGUAGAUGGUAAAAAAAUUAGAGGUCGCAAAUAUCCUUGGGGUGUCGCUGAAGUUGAAAAUCUAGAACAUUGUGAUUUCAUAGCCUUGAGAAAUAUGGUUAUUCGCACACAUCUACAGGAUUUAAAAGAUGUAACUAAUAAUGUUCAUUAUGAAAACUAUAGGUGUUGUAAAUUAGCAGGCUUAGGUGUAGAUGGUAAACCUUCCAGAAUAUCCAACAAAAAUCCAUUGGCACAGAUGGAUGAAGAAAAACGUGAACAUGAUUUGAAAAUGAAGAAAAUGGAGGCUGAAAUGGAACAGGUCUUUGAAAUGAAAGUGAGAGAAAAGAAACAAAAACUAAAAGAUAGUGAAACUGAAUUGACAAGACGACAUGAAGCCACUAAGAAAACUCUGGAAAUGCAAGCUAAAGAACUUGAAGAAAAACGCAGACAGUUCGAAGCUGAAAAAGAAGCAUGGGAAAAAGAGAAUCAAGUUACCAUCGAAGAUUUGAGAAGAAGAUCAUUGGAAGGAAGCAGAGAAACUGUUGAUGGGAAAAAAGAAAAGAAAAAGAAGGGACUUUUUUAACAGUGGACAACAACCUCUGGUGAAGUGUAAAUAUGUUUUAAUAAUCAUAUAAGUAAUCGCUUGGCAAAUCUGGCUUGACGUCUCUAGUGGUUAGCUGAGAAGACAAGACUUUAAAAUAAUAUAUUUCUAGAUAAAUAUAUCUUGCUGUUAAAUAUAGUUUGUGAAAGAAUAUAUAUUCUCCUUCCAAAACCAGUAAAUGUGUUUUAUCAAUUCGUAAGUACUUUUCAUAUAUUUUUAUUCCAGUUGCAACAGUAAUUUAAGAAAAUGAAGAAUAUAAACUUUUAUUUAUUUAAAUAUUUUGUUUUAUACAUUAUGUGGUCAAUAAACCCUAUAAACGAGUGUCAUUAGAUUUAUUUUUUGUAAACAUAUUACUAAUUUAGAUUAAAAAUCCAUUUAAAUAUAUUGACAAAAAUAAACAAUUUCAUAUCAGUUUUAUGAACAUAUAUUUUAAGAAAUUCCUACAUUCAAUUGAAUACAAAUACAAAGUUAUGAAGAGUUUGAUAAUGAAUGUCUAUCCUAUAUUAAUAAACUGAUUUUAUUGUUUAGAUUUCAGCUUAUGCUAUUGAAAUAAAUUCAAGGUUAUGAUCAGUAAAAGGUUAUAAAUGAAUCUUGAAUACUAAGUAUUUAGUAAACAAUUUCUAACGUUUUUCUGCUAUUAAAUUAAUGUGUUAAAUUAGAGAGUAAUGAUUUAUUUAUGAGAUGUAUAAAAUAUAUUUAAAAACUAUUUCUUUUGUGAUUUUAUAAAAAUAUUGUUUGUAUUUUUGAAACAUGAGAAAACUUCAAAUUUUAAAAACUGUCAAAAUCAACAGGGAUUUCUGAAACAAUCGUUUACCUCAAUUAAUCAAUUCCUGUUAUUAUAGAGUAGCUAAAAAUUGAAGUUUUAUAAAAGUCCAAUAAAAUUUUUCUAUAGAAUUCCAA